CCGUGUGCUGCRGGCUGUCUCUGUCGGCUCGAGGCUGAGGCUGCUUUGGAGCUGUUGCCGCCGCUUCACUUGAGGUGCAUUAAUUAACAACUUUUACCACUCCCUGAACACACCCACUACAGGAAGGAGAAGCCUGCUGAGAAUCUGGGAAGUGAAUGCCUCCCAAAUUAACAAGAUUUAUAUUGUUUUUUAGCAAAAAAAUGGCAGGCAAUGAUGCUGUUCUGAAGAGACUGGAACAGAAAGGCGCAGAGGCAGAUCAAAUCAUUGAAUAUCUUAAGCAGCAAGUUGCUCUUCUUAAGGAGAAAACAAUUUUGCAGGCAACACUGAGAGAAGAGAAGAAACUUCGAGUUGAAAAUGCUAAACUAAAGAAAGAAAUUGAAGAACUGAAACUAGAGCUGAUUCAAGCAGAAAUUCAAAAUGGAGUGAAGCAAAUACCAUUUCCAUCUGGUACCACGCUGCAAGCUAAUUCCAUGAUUUCUGAAAAUGUGAUACAGUCUUCACCAAUAACAACUAUAUCUUCUGAUACUAAAGAACAGAUAAAAGGAGGAGGAGAAGAAAAGAAAGUGAAAGAGAAAAUUGAAAAAAAAGGAGAGAAGAAGGAGAAAAAACAACAAUCAUUAGCAGGAAGUGUUGACUCUAAGCCAAUAGAUGUUUCCCGUCUGGAUCUUCGAAUUGGUUGCAUCAUUACUGCCAAAAAACACCCUGAUGCAGAUUCUUUGUAUGUAGAAGAAGUAGAUGUUGGAGAAACAGCCCCAAGAACAGUUGUCAGUGGCCUGGUGAAUCAUGUUCCUCUUGAACAGAUGCAAAAUCGGAUGGUGAUUUUACUUUGUAACCUGAAACCUGCAAAGAUGAGGGGAGUACUAUCUCAAGCAAUGGUGAUGUGUGCUAGUUCACCAGAGAAAGUUGAAAUUUUGGAUCCUCCUAAUGGAUCUGUUCCGGGAGACAGAAUUACUUUUGAUACUUUCCCUGGAGAGCCUGACAAGGAGCUAAAUCCUAAGAAGAAGAUUUGGGAGCAGAUCCAGCCUGACUUGUACACUAAUGAUGAGGGUGUGGCCACAUACAAAGGAGCUCCCUUUGAGGUGAAAGGGAAGGGAGUAUGUAGGGCUCAAACCAUGACCAAGAGUGGAAUCAAAUAAAGUGCUUCCAUGAUGAAGAMCAUUGGAGAAACUUUAAUAAUAAUAAAAAAGGAAUAUAUUUGCAACUUA
This is a messenger RNA of Urocitellus parryii (Arctic ground squirrel), 1205 nucleotides long. It is a transcript of the gene Aimp1, whose product is annotated as aminoacyl tRNA synthetase complex interacting multifunctional protein 1. The record is from RefSeq and is a predicted model, not a curated record. Gene Ontology annotation, molecular function: tRNA binding. Lineage: Eukaryota; Metazoa; Chordata; Mammalia; Rodentia; Sciuridae.